AUGGUGCUACCUAUAGUAGGAGGAUUGGGAGUAACUAUAAUUGCAUUAACAGUAAAAGCAUCAAUCAAGUCAUAUAAGCAAUAUAUCAAUUUGACUCCACAAAUGAUUGCUAGUUUGAAUGGCAUUAAAUUAACUCAUACCAAUGAUCAUUUACUGAAGAUUAGUAAACUGGAUCCAAGGUAUAGGCAUUAUAAGUUCCUCCGACUGAAAUAUCCUAAUAGGAACUUUUUAAGCCCCAUGACUGAACAAGAGGCAUUAUUCAUAUUGGGGAUCGAGGGAGAUGAUAUUUUGAACGUUAACAAGGCGAUGAUACGAGAUCGAUACAGAAAAUUGAUGAUAUUAAACCAUCCCGAUAAGAAUGGUAGUGUAUACUUGAGUCAGAAGAUUAAUGAAGCUAAGGAUGUAUUGGAUAAGAGCUAUAUGGUGAAUAAGUGA
Molecule: messenger RNA, 435 nt
Organism: Lodderomyces oxycetoniae
Lineage: Eukaryota; Fungi; Ascomycota; Pichiomycetes; Serinales; Debaryomycetaceae
Gene: MDJ2
Product: Mdj2p
Exons: 1
Coding region: 1-435 (144 amino acids)
Biological process (GO): protein import into mitochondrial matrix
Cellular component (GO): PAM complex, Tim23 associated import motor
Molecular function (GO): ATPase activator activity
Source: RefSeq, a predicted model, not a curated record